AGGGAGACGAUGAUUGUUUUCGUCUACGACACUGAGUGUCUGAAAGACGAAGCAGAUGAUCCGGUCCAGGCGGUACUUUAUUUCCAUCCAAGCUGGGUGUCGGACACACAGAAAGUGGCGCUUUGUGGCCAGCUGAUGGGUACAUCCUUUUUCCUUAAGGACUGUUUCUUCAAACCGAAAAUAAUGGCACUGCAAAAUGGCAAAUUUGUGUUGAAGGAGUUUGGGAGAUUUACCCUUGCAGUUGGCACCGAUCGUAAUAUCUCGGAUUAUUUGCUUGAAAAACGCGCCGACUUGCUCGCCUCACUUGUCAAGUUCUUUCAUCGUGAUUUGCAAAGCGUUUUCGAUCUAUUCCCACAGCAAGCACAGUACAAGAAUCUCUCCGAAAAGCUAUAUCAUAUUUUUGAAACAUAUCUGCCGAUUUUACAACGUAACGGACAUAUUUUUCAGAAUGUCCCAAAGCUGCGUAUGCCAAAGACGGCUAGCAAUAUAUUUUUGGAUGCCAUACAAACACUGCAAUGCUGUCAACAGACAAAGGGUAUAUUGGGCGGAGCCGUACUCUACCAUAACAAAGUCGUUGCCUCCCAACUUGGUGACGUCAUAACCAAGCAGCUUGUACUUACCGAUCCGCUACACAUACGCACCACCGCCGAGCAGAUACACAUCACCGAUUUUCACAUACCAAACGGCGUUCAGAUGCUAGUCGUUUAUGUGGAUGUCCUGCAAUAUAAUCGCUUAGCUGCCGACGCACAACGCGCCCAAACUGUGCAAACCAUCCAGCUUGGUUUGCUACCCUUUCAGUACCCGAAGCGUAAAAUGAAACGCGACAAGUCGUUGAUUUUUACAAAUAUACCAGAGGAAGGCAGUGCUACUGGCGGCACGGUGGGUUGCGAGCAAGUAGAAGAAGGUGUGUCCGCAUCCACGGCUGUGGCGCAAACACCGGGAGCAGUGCGGCCGAAAUCGUUGCUGAUACGCCCGACACACUUGCCUUUGCGGCAUCGAAACGGAAUGGGCAGUUCGAAGGAGCUGCCUGAGUCAGGAAUUGCUUCGAUAAAUUUCGAUGAAACAGACUCGUAUCCGGAGUUCAUAGGACGCACCAGUGUGUGCUCUACACCGAUGACGGAGAAUAAAGUGCUGCAAGUGGGGAAUAUUAUGUCCAUAUGCGCAAAUACGGAGGAUGAAAGCAACUCGAAUAAGCAACAAAAAACACAUAACACUAAUCGCCGUAAUUCGCUCAAAUUCGAUUUUGAGAAAUUCUUUCAAAAUUUUAUUGCAAAUCCGAAUAAACAAAUGGAGCGUCGCAACUCCUUCACCGAUUUACAAGAUUCACUUAAGAAGAUAUCCAAGAAAUUAUCGCUGAAACAAUUUUCGAAUAGCUUUAAGACUGACGUCAAUCGCAAUGGAAGCAGCAGCGGCAUUGAGGCCAUCGAAUCACCUGAUUUUAUCGAAAAUGACGACGAUGUUGAUGCAGAGCAAAAUUCUGACAACUCUGAUGAGAAUAACCGCACUUCACGCACCAUAACAGAUCCCACCUAUCCUGUUUUUAACGAGAAUGGUCAACCAAUAUCUCGUAGUCUUUUCCAAGAAUUUAUCGAAAAGUACUACCGCCUGUGGGCGGAAAACGGCAGCGGCAAUGGCAGUGCAAAGAAGGAUGUCGAAAUCGCACAACUUAUUGAGGAAUUCAAAGAAUUUGAUAACGAACUAAAACAAUUAGACGAGUCGCUACGCCUUGACGGCGGCGGCAACAACACAACCAUCACCACCACAUCUACAAACCUAAAAACAGAUAGUAAUUUGAAUACAGAAGCACCUGCAGUAAUGACAAUGCAAAAAGCUAAAACUCCUCUGGACAAGAAAUCACUUAGUCUUCCCCUGAAACCACUCACCGAUGCGUCAUCUAAUGACCAAUUUGUUGCCGCGAGUCGCAAGCAACCGGGUGGUGUGCCACUCACACCGCUAAUGGCUAAACUCUCUGUGUUGGCUUUGAAUGAGGAACAUACGAGCAGCACUUGGGAUACCACUGCGGUAGAGAUACAAACGCCACUAAACACGAGUAAAGUUUUUUCGCGUCGCAGCUCUUUGAAGUGCGACGACGCUGUGGAUGCUUUGGCGACAUUGCCUGCUAACGCGCAGAGCUCAUCAAAUGGUACGAAACGGCUAGAGUUAUAUAUGUGUGGGCAGCAAAAUAUGACGCUGCUGCUUUUAAUGGAGGAAGGUACAGCGCGCCAGCAGCCCGUUGUGCAGAAAAUGUUCGAUGUUUGCGUUGCAAAGUUCCCGCAUAUGGAAUCACAUUUAAAUCAAACACUCAAUGUUAAUGUUGAGGGCGAUAAGCGUGAAGGUGGCUACAGUUUCAUGUGCAUAGAUGCGAAAUGGGAUACUUUAGAGCGCAAUGGACCGUGGAAUCCGUUAGAACUGAAUACGCUCGAAUGCAUGCAUCAAGAUUUGCAACCGAGCGAUGAAAUUAUGGAUUUGGUUUUGAGGUAAGAAAAUUAAGUUGAU
Molecule: messenger RNA, 2496 nt
Organism: Rhagoletis pomonella (apple maggot)
Lineage: Eukaryota; Metazoa; Arthropoda; Insecta; Diptera; Tephritidae
Exons: 6
Coding region: 10-2481 (823 amino acids)
Biological process (GO): vesicle-mediated transport
Source: RefSeq, a predicted model, not a curated record